Anthonomus grandis grandis is the source of this 1965-nucleotide messenger RNA. RefSeq names its product protein SERAC1. The coding region runs from base 189 to 1535 and encodes 448 amino acids. The record is from RefSeq and is a predicted model, not a curated record. The transcript has 8 exons. Lineage: Eukaryota; Metazoa; Arthropoda; Insecta; Coleoptera; Curculionidae.
AGGAGUCAGUGAACAAACGCGAACCUCAUUCGUUGAUGUCAACUCGGUUUUUUACGAUUGUACCUACUAAACAAUCAGUGCGCGGUUUAUCUUAUCGCUUCCUGCGAACGUUUUAAUGAAUUAAUCACCCGAUCGGCAUUAGGGGAGUUAGCAGUGUUUUGUUCGAUAGUUUAACGUCUUUAAUUCAAAUGAUAGAAGAAGAGGAGGAACCGUCAAUGAUCAGGGCGGAGUUCAAUGUGAGCGAUAACAACGGGUGCCUGGUGGCGGUUCCAGGACCGUCAAGGGGAUUAUGGCUACAGAACGUAAUCUACAGCUUGCGGUACCACGUGGUUCCCGCCCUGGCCGCAUUUUUGGCCAACAGCAUCUACAGAUCUUUGGCGCCCCUUCAACGAAUACCGCUCAGCUUACCCUCAGGUGUGGUGAGAAUAAGGUUCAGGAGGACAACGAAGAGGCGGUUGGCGGUGACGGAUGGGGCGGAGCGGCACGGGGGCGGCGGUUCCGAUGUUGUUGAAAAUGACACCCUUGCCGAAAGGUGUGUUAGGUGCGAGGUGCUGCACGAGCCCCCGGGGGGCGCUGCCUCCGCAGACGUCAUUUUUAUACACGGAUUGCACGGAGGUCUGGACAAAACCUGGACCCAGGGUACCUGGCGCCAAAAGAGCGCCAAACUGCAAGACCUCGAACCCCCGGAACGUGAGGGUCCACUCAAACGGACAAUAACGAACCUCUACACGUCGAUACCGACGAAAGUGAGGAGGAAAACGAGCAACGAGAACCCGAUCAAUAUAGAGGGAACCAGUGAGGUUCGGAUAGCAGAAGAGGUGGAGCAGGAGGAGGAGGAGGAGGACAUUAGCCGAUGUUGGCCCAAAGAUUGGCUACCGCUGGAUUGUCCGGGGGUCCGCAUAUUGGCCAUUAAUUAUACCACCGAUAAGCUGUGGAGGCCUCUAUGGGAGAAAAUGACGCACAGAACCGACCUACCGGCACGCAGUAAAGAGAUGACCGACGAGUUGAUGCGGCACCGAGUGGGAGAGAGACCGAUAGUGUGGGUGGGACACUCGAAGGGCGGCCUCUACAUCAAACAGAUCCUGCUUUACGGUGCACGGGCGAGAGACGAGGGCGACGAGGCGCGCGGCAACAUUUACAAACAAACGAGGGCGAUCAUGUUUUACAGUGUUCCCCACAAGGGGUCGCCUAUAGCGGACAUGACGUUCCCGUUCUUCCGGAGGAGCAUCGAGGUCCUAGAGGUGCGCACAAACUGCGAGUUCGUCCUAAACCUCCACAAACGGUUCCUGGAAAUGCUCCGGGAGGAACAGGGAACCAAACCGGAAAUAUUCAGUUUCAUAGACACGGAAAACACCCCGGUGGGGUUCACCUCGCUCAAAUUUAUUUCCUACGAAUCGGCCGAUCCGGACGUGGGGGUCAAGUGCGACGUGCCCCUGGACCAUAGGGAGAUCUGCAAACCGGCGGGACGCGACUGCUUCCUCUACUUGGAGUUGGUCCGGUUGAUCAGACGGUCGGUUUUGAAUGAAACGUCCUGAGGGAGCAGAGGGGUGAGAAACUUUCACGCUUACGCACCCCCUGGGGGUGGAACGAGGAAUUUUUAAGUGAGGUUAUGACUGUGAUCGUUUUUAUAUAGUGAGAGAGGAUUUAUUCCUCCGGGUUAUUGUUACUUUAGAUUCUACGAUAAAAGCUAGUAGUAUACAGGGCGGCCAAUGAAACAAAAAAUCCAAUGGGUUUAGGUCUGGCGGCCGAGCGGUCCUAUAAGAAAAUUUCCGUUUUUCAAUAAACCCUCGUACUAUUUAUCUGGUCAACUAAUUGUUGCCGCACGCGAGGUCCAAGUUGGCCGGACCUGUAUAUAAUAAAAUAAACCGAGGGCCGCCCUGUAUAUACACACACACACACACACAAAUUGGCCUGGAUUAUUAUUUUGUUGAAUAUUAAUUUAUUAAUAAACGAUUAGGAAACCGA